Molecule: messenger RNA, 4251 nt
Organism: Lagopus muta (rock ptarmigan)
Lineage: Eukaryota; Metazoa; Chordata; Aves; Galliformes; Phasianidae
Gene: SETDB2
Product: SET domain bifurcated histone lysine methyltransferase 2
Exons: 25
Coding region: 253-3624 (1123 amino acids)
Biological process (GO): heterochromatin organization; negative regulation of gene expression
Cellular component (GO): nucleus
Molecular function (GO): histone H3K9 methyltransferase activity; zinc ion binding; DNA binding
Source: RefSeq, a predicted model, not a curated record
GAGAGCUCGGCGCAUGCGCACAGCGGGUGCUCGGCGCCCCCCGGCGGGUGGUGGCGGGGCAGCGGCUGGCUGGGGUAUCGCUGAGUGAAGUAACGCGGGCGCGCCCCCACGCGUGGUCUUCGCCCCAUGUCGGCCCCGCGCGGAUGCGGGCGUUGGCGGGGCGCUCGCGGCCUGGCCUGGAUGCCCUCGUCCAGCCGGGGCCGGACGGGAACACCUGCAUGCCGCUCCCCAGCCUAAGCAGGGAUCCGCGACAUGGAGGGGAACCGAAUGUUCUCACUGAUACCUCUGCUGAUAACUGCCAACACGCCUUUUGGUGACAAGCGUUUUUAUUUCUCAUCUGAACUCAUACUUGUCCAUUCUGCACCCCUUGCAGUGCUGCGUGGCUGUCCUGAAGAGAAGAACCGUCCCACUUCCAGAAAAGGGACAGCUGAAGGUGAUUUGAAGGCAUUUUGGACACAACUGGAAAGUAGGAGAGUGGAUCUCAUAUUUGAGCAGGUGCAAGAAGUACUGCUGCUGCUAAAGGAGAAGAUCAAGAAUGGAACUGCCACAAACCAAGAAUGCCGGCAGGCUUGGACACUGGUAAACGAAGCUGAUCUGGGUGAUCUUUUAACGUUGACAAAUGUAAAUGAUGUUCUUGAUGAAGGGGAUACAAAGGAACCCAAACCUAAACCACAGCAUCCUGUUAGAGAUGACAACAGUGGAAAUUCUGUAGAGGGUUCGCACAGCAAAAAGGAGAAGAUUGAAAAAUCGGACUCAGGGAGUGAAGAAAGAUCGAGUGAAAUUCAUCGUGCACCUUUGAAUCGCCGGUAUCGGAUCCACAAGUGCUCCAGUGCGUGUCUGUCCAACAGAGCAGUGAGCUCCUACAAGGGUGAAAAUCCUCUGAAGAUACCAAUACUGUUUCACUUUCAGAGACGCCAUGCGAAAGCAGACUGCCUUUCAAAGUCACUGGAUGUGCAUUACAAAGCUCCCUGUGGCAGAAGUCUGAGGAGUUUUCAAGAUGUUCAGAAUUAUUUGUUUGAGACAAAAUGUGAUUUCUUAUUUAUUGAUCACUUCUCUUUCAACACAUACGUCCUGUUGGGCAGGAACAUUGUAAAUCCAGAACCCCUCGUGUUUGAUCUUGAUAUUAGCAAUGGAGCUGAAUCUGUGCCUAUUUCCUUCUCUAAUGACAUUGACCGUGCCAGGUUACCUUAUUUCAAAUACCGGAGGGCAUCGUGGCCUCGUGGAUAUUAUCUCAACAAUUUAUCCAGCAUGUUUCUUGAUUCAUGUGACUGCACGGAUGGCUGCAUUGAUAGGUCCAAGUGUGCAUGUCUGCAGCUAACUGCAAGAGGCUGCCGUACUAAAGUUUCUCUGUCUCCUAAUACUAAAACGUCUCGUGGAUACAGUUACAAAAGACUGGAAGGGCCUGUUCCUAGUGGAAUUUAUGAGUGUAGCGUGUCGUGCAGAUGUGACAAGAUGAUGUGUCAGAACAGAGUUGUGCAGCAUGGUAUUCAAGUUCGGUUGCAAGUGUUCAACACAGAGAAGAAGGGUUGGGGUGUCCGCUGCCUGGAUGACAUCGACAAGGGGACGUUUGUUUGUACUUACUCAGGCAGGUUAAUGAGCAGAGCUGAAGUUCAGGAGUUGGGAGGUGCUGAUCAAGACUCGAAAGAGGAGAGCGCUGUGAAUGACAGAGAGCAAAGCUUUCUUUCCAAAAAAAGAAAACUGGACUCUAGCUGUUCAGAAUCUGAGAUUGAACUCGUGCACACUGGCAGAGAUGAUAUGCUUGAGCAGCAGGAGCCACCUUGUGACAAUGAAAGUGAAUCACCUCUAAUUCAUCCAAGGAAUUUGAAUACUGCAGCUGUGAGAAGGCUUGGAACUAGAAUAGCUGUUGUGGAUAAUCACCAGCUAAAAAUGGAGGUUGAUACUCUGGUGCACAGUGCCAGCUCAGAUGAAGAUAAUGUUUCUCAGCCUCAGCAUUCAAGCAAAGCAGAACUGACCAGUGGAACAAACAAAGAAAAAGAAAGAUCCAUCCAGAAGCAGAAGGAAGAAGAUCUGGUGGAAGUUGGACAGACGGAGCCUGCAGAAAUGGGCAGUGCAGAAUGCAAAAGGAAGAGUCUGUCUGUGAAGGCUGUUGCCUGUGGCAGAUUGGAUGUGCUGAAUGAUAAAUGCGUUGUGAAGCCAUCCACACCACAGAAAGCUAACUGCAAAGAGGAAGCUCACAGACAGUCAAAACAAGGCAUAUUUUGUGUGGAUGCAGACGGUGACAGGACGUUUCUGAAGAAUGCUAAUGAUGAAAAUAUCUAUGUACUAGAUGCCACAAAAGAAGGAAAUGUGGGUCGUUUUCUUAAUCACAGCUGCUGCCCCAAUCUCUUUGCACAGAGUGUGUUUGUGGAGACUCACAACAGAAGUUUCCCAUGGGUUGCUUUCUUCACAAACAGGCAUGUGAAAGCUGGAACUGAACUCACGUGGGAUUAUGGAUAUGAAGUUGGAAGUAUGCCAGAGACAGAGAUUUCCUGUUGGUGUGGAGUUCAGAAAUGCAGGAAGAAAACCCUGGGACUGCAGCCUCCAACUUCAGCAUCUUGCCAAAUUCCUAGGGCACCCAGAGACACCUCAUCCAACUGGGAGGACCAGGGCCUAUGCAUCUGCAGCGAUUUCAGAGCUCAGGGCUGUCGGCGGCGACGUCUCAGACAUUUGGUGCAUCUCACCUCAUGGGAGUGGGAAACUGAAGAUUUCUGCUGUGGACUUGAAGGGAAAACCACAAAUCUUCCUGUUCCAGGUGCUCUCCAGACGAUGGCCAAAAUGGUGAGAAGGACGUGUGCCUUCUGUUCAGAAGGGGAGGCUGCUUCUAUAAUGUACGUUGCCAAAGAGCAAAAUAUUGCAGCUCAUCAGAGUUGUUUGUUAUUUUCCUCUGGAUUUGUGGAAUCUGAAGAGUAUAACCCAGAAAAUCUAGAUUUAAGGUUUGAUGUGGAAUCCGUGUUGAAUGAAUUCAAAAGAGGAAAGCGACUGGUGUGCAAUUUCUGUCGCAAGAAAGGAGCCACAGUGGGAUGUGAGGAGAGAGCCUGCCGCAGGAGCUACCACUACUUCUGUGCCUUGUGUGAUGAUGCAGCCACAGAAACAGAUGAAGUAAAUGGAGUCUACCGAGUGUUCUGCUCAAAACAUGACCCAGGCAACAGGACCAAUCACUAUGAUGCAGCUAAUAAGAGGAAAAGACAUGCAUCGAAAUCUUCCACCACCACGGAACAAAUGAGGGCAGAAGAGACGGCAGAAGAAAACCGAUUACGGAUAUUAAGAAGGAAAAGCAGCAGACACAAAGUCCGAAUCGACUUUCUCAGGAAAUGCAAACAAGCAGGGCUUCUGGAUGACAUAUUUGAAGAAAUGUUGGACACCCUUCACUUGGCACAGGAAAAGCUGAUGGAUGACAACACUUCAGAGACAGAGUAUGAGGAGACGGUAAUAUCGCUCUUUGACUGCGGACUGUUUGAGAACAUACUGACAAAUAUUCAUUCAGGGACUGAAGAAAAAAUUCAAGAACUGCUGGAAAGCAGGAAAAGACUGGAUAACCAGAUUGAGCUACUGCAGGAGUUAAAAGAAGUUUCCCUGCCCUCCCAAGAGAGUACUGCCAGUACAUCCAGUACAGUGUCUGAGUAACCCCACAGCUGUCAGUCAUGGUGUCAGUACUCCACGUUUUCUGACGAUAGGAACCAUAUAGAGCACGUCUGGUCAGUGUGUGACUUCCUUUCCCCCAGGUUAGGGCCACAAGCAAAGACUGGAUGUUUUUACUCAUUUUUAUACCUCACUGUUGCAGUAACUUGAAGUUGUUACUCUUUAAAUUUUACUGUGGAUAAUUGUAUUAUACUUCAGCUGUAGUUUUUUAAAGCUGAAUAAAACCCUCCCCAAGGACUUUUUCCUUCAAAGACAAGGGACUAUCAUCAGCUGCCACUGAAAGGUUUUUCAAGUCACUUUAAUUGCAGCAGCCUCUCCUGCCUGUGUGAAGUGGCCACUUCCCUGUCUGCAUCUACACGGUGUUGUUUUAAGGACCACAGUGCUGCCCUGGCUUUCCAAAGAAGAUCAACUAGCAGGACUUGCACUGAGAGAAGUCAUUGGGAUUGUAAGCUGGAGGUUUUUAGAAGUGUUUUUUGAUUGAUAUUAGGUCUGCUGUAGCAGCAGUGCUAGAGUGAUGGCUGCAGGCAGACCAGAAGUGGUGAGGUACUACACUCCAAUCCAUGUGUACAGUAUAGAAUGGAUCAGACAAUGGGACUGUCUUUUUCCUUUCUU